UAAUAUACAGAACACUGUGUGUUUCUCUCAUUUCAGGUGAUGGGUGCUGCCUUAUUGAAAAGCAUUGACUAUCUAUCUAAACAUAACGCGAACAAUUAGCUUGUCUUCGAAAUGGAUGUAAGCGCUAUAGAAAGAAAUUAUGAUUGCAACAAUGAUGAAAAAGGCGUAGACAAAUCUGCUGCGGCAAGUGCACAGCAAACUGACAGUGAUGAAGAUACGUGCGUCGAAGUUCUUCUUCCAGAUUCAGCAGAUGCAAUUCCGAUCUCACUGGAAGAUCUUCCCGUUUCAACGAAUAUUCCACAAAUUUCAAAAAUGCAGAAACAAAUGUCAUUACCAGAGACAUCACAGGAAGUACAAAUGUCACUGAUGUCAUAUACCUCUGACGUCAAUCAUUCAAGAUUUUUUCUAUCGCCUAACGCUAGCAGUAACACAUUAACUGGAAGUAUGUAUACGGCGUCGGAGGGAAUGCACUCGUCACGAUCGGGUAUGACGUCAUAUUCAGGCAAUACGGAUUUUUAUAUGACGCCAACCGUUGCGUCCUUUGCGAGUUUUCCACAAUCAGAUUUAUCUAGUUUAGACCAUUUAGUAUAUUAUUCCUGUCAUUCAAACAUGCGGUUAAUGCUAGAAAACGAAAACAACGAACAAAUUGAGUCUGAAUGUAAAGAUAAUGAAAUGAAUGAAACAAAGCUACGAGACCUUCAGUCGGUUAAUAAGGAAGCGUCAACGGGAAGUUUAAAAUCUAAAAUUCUUAAAGGAAUACACAAAAGACACAGCUCAAAAAAGAAGCCUUCUCAUGAACAUAAACAAAUUCAAAAUUCAGCCCCACCGUCUGUUCAACUGGUUGUGAAGACAGAUUUAGGACAAAAUCAGGUCACUUCAAAAGUGAUACAUGGAAUAUUAAAAUCAAGUGUUUCUAGUGAUUCUGACUCGGCCAAACAACAUGAAUCCGAUGAUAAACUUGGAGGAAAGAGGACCUUUUUAAUUGAAAAGGCUAAAAACAAAAUAAUUAUGCUGAAAGUGUUAAAAGAUGUAAAGUCACGUGGUUCAUUCCGUCCAAUCAGUGAAGAGUCAGCAAAACAAAGAGGUGAUGCAUCGCUUCUAAGUGACGAGUCAAGAACCGACCUGCCGACCGAAGAAUCAGAGGAACUGUCAACUAUAGAGCAGGCCCAAGAUUUAGGGUCUAAGAUACAGAGAGCACAACCUGAUUUUAUUAUACUUCAUUACAGUCCAUUCAAAGCUGUGUGGGAUUGGGUAGUUCUGAUUCUUGUUCUGUACACUGCCGUAUUUACGCCUUACCAAACUGCUUUUCUCCUAAACGAAGACGAAACAACGAUGCGUCUAAAUAGGGAUGCGGCUACGCGGAGCCAAAGCACAGACACGACUACGGCCAAUCCGCUAGUUAUCAUUGAUCUUAUAGUUGAUCUUAUGUUUAUAGCUGAUAUUCUCAUAAACUUCCGAACUACAUAUUUACACAAUGGAGAAGUAGUGAUGGAUCAGAAAAAGAUUGCUAUAAAUUAUGUGAAAGGUUGGUUCGUUAUUGACACAAUAGCGGCUAUUCCGUUUGAUCUACUGCUCUUUGGAUCGGGAACCACGGACACAAUGUGGAUUGCCGGCAUUCUAAAAACAGCCAGAUUGCUGCGUCUUCUGAGGGUGAUCCGCCGCAUAGAACAGUUUGCCGAAUAUGGAGCAGCCGUCCUUCUUCUAUUGAUGGUUACAUUUUCUCUCGUCGGCCAUUGGCUCGCUUGUAUAUUCUAUGCAAUCGCAUAUAUGGAGAGGCCACACCUUAAAGAGCCCAUUGGCUGGUUGGAUACACUAGCCGACCAAUUAAACCAGCCCUAUGUAGUCAAUGUGACCGAUAGUGGGCCGAGUAUAAAGACAAAAUAUAUUACGUCAUUGUAUUUCACAUUUACGUCAUUGACGAGUAUAGGUUUUGGAAAUGUAUCGCCGAAUACAAAUGCUGAGAAAAUCUUUUCAAUAUUUGCCAUGUUGUUAGGAUCAUUACUUAGCGCGGCAAUCUUUGGUAACGUAUCAUCCAUAAUGUUACGGAUAUAUCAAGGGUCAGACGAAUACCAUGAAAAAAUGCAGAGUAUAAAAGACUUCAUAAACUUCCAUCACCUUCCCAAACAUCUAGCGAAUCGUCUACAAGAGUCAUACCAACAUGCUUUGUCAUACACGAAAGGAAUUGAUAUGAAUUCGGUUUUAAAAAGUUUCCCAGAGUGCCUUCAAGCUGAUAUUUGUCUACAUCUGAAUCGAAAUCUGCUGAAUAAUUGCCCAGCCUUCCAGAAAGCGUCCACAGGUUGUUUACGGGCCUUAUCUUUGCAAUUUAAAUCAACACAUGCCCCGCCAGGAGAUACAUUGAUACAUCCAGGGGAUAUUUUAACAUCGAUCUACUUCAUGGCAAGAGGAUCGAUUGAAAUCCUGAAGGACAACACUGUAAUGGCAAUCUUAGGAAAGGAUGAUAUAUUUGGCGGGGACCUCAAGGACUUAGACUCCGCGGGGAAAUCACUUUAUUUUGUUCGCGCUUUAAGCUACUGUGAUAUAAACAAGAUUGAGUUGUCAGACUUAAAAGAAACCUUAAACUCGUACCCAGAAUUUGCCAGUGAAUUUAUGGCAAAAAUACAACUUACGUUCAAUCUAAAGCGGGGAACACUGUUUGAGACAAGAAAGAAAUCUAAAAUAGAUGAGGAGAAGUUGAGAUUUAUCAGACAAAAACGUCCACACAUGCAGUCGAAGGGAAAGCAGAUAGAUAUUGUUGAAGUUCCAACGAACAGUGCAGCCACACGAAGACGGAAACACAGCUCUUCACAAACCGAGAGUGAAAACGUUAUGUCAAAGACGCUUGAAAUAUCACCAGAACAAGCGUUCACUGACGUAGACAAGGAGUUUGAGGAUAGGCGAAAGCAGGCUUCUUCUCGAGAAGAAUCAUCUAUAUUAGAGGAUGUCCACGCUAUUCCACACAAGCAUCGAGAUAAACAGAAGUCAAAGACCAGUUAUUCAAGUCACACUCUAAAAGGUUCCUCUCCAGGGGCUUCAACGGGUAAAUAUUCAAAUCACGCUCUUAAAGGUUCUUCUCCAGGGGCUUCAACGGGUAAACAUUCAAGUCACGCUCUUAAAGUUCCUCUCCAGGGGCUUCAACGGGUAAACAUUCAAAUCACGCUCUUAAAGGUUCCUCUCCAGGGGCUUCAACGGGUGAAUAUUCAAGUCACACUCUUAAAGUUCCUCUCCAGGGGCUUCAACAGGUAA
This is a messenger RNA of Mercenaria mercenaria, 3243 nucleotides long. RefSeq names its product potassium voltage-gated channel subfamily H member 7-like. Gene Ontology annotation, cellular component: membrane. Gene Ontology annotation, molecular function: inward rectifier potassium channel activity. Gene Ontology annotation, biological process: potassium ion transmembrane transport; membrane repolarization during action potential. NCBI's taxonomy places the organism in Eukaryota, Metazoa, Mollusca, Bivalvia, Venerida, Veneridae. The coding region runs from base 112 to 3243 and encodes 1043 amino acids. The record is from RefSeq and is a predicted model, not a curated record. The transcript is spliced from 12 exons.